CUAUCAGCAUAAGAGACAUCAUAUUCAGCAGGAAAUCAUUUUAUUGAUGAACUAACUCUGCCCAUUGUGAAUAUUUUAGCAUAUGUAGCACCUCUUAUGACAGUUUAAUAGUGAAGAGAUGUUCAACCGAUGAUGUCAAUAGGACCACUCUCCAUGUUGAAGUGGAAGAAUUGUGCUUGCACAGAUGUGAGGGCAAUUACUAAAAUUGCCUAACACUGUAACUGCAUUUCUGGCAGUUUCACAUUUGCCUGAUUAAGUUUGAUUAAGAAGUAGAAUAAGCAGAUGACGUCAAAGGAAUGGGUGGAGAAAUUCAAUAACAGCACACACUGAUGUUGUUUUGUGAACACUAUUGAUUUGGUGGCUUUAAAAUGAAGUUUUAGAUCAAUUGAUUGAUCAAUACUGCAUGGCUCUUUUGCUUCUUAUUUUUCAAAAAUUCCAAAUUGCCCACAGAUUCAGAUUAUAUUAAAUAGAAAGUCAUUCGAGAGAAUAUUUAGUGGGCAGUGGAGUGAAAUCCCAGCUAUUGGGAGAGUUUGAUUUGAAGAGACGUGAGGGUGUGAUUUCCAAAAGACUUAACAUUCUCUUAGCUGGAAGUCUGUUUUGAUGGGCCAUGUAAAGUUACAAAUUGACUGAAUCCUUGUGAAUCACAUCAAUGUCCUUGCUUCUCUCUAACAUUUCUCUUCAUAUUAGGCAGCCAAUAUUUCAACUCCAUGGGGUGAUAUCAAAUGUUGUAUUUUAAGGUCUUUUUAUUAUUUUUUAGUAAAAACCUUUACAAUUGAAAAAAAAAAAUGAAAUAACAUCGUAGAAACCCAAGAGAGUAUUCUGGAAAUAUUUCAGUUUGAACUGUAGGUGCAGGUUUGAUGGGGUUUUUUUUCUUAUUUGGCAAUAUGUGACUAGGGAAAUAUAAAGAAGAAGGUACAGCUGGUUUUUCCUAAUGAAGAUUGUUAUAAUUACCAUAUUAGGUCCCAAGUCUUAUGUCCAAAGUAAAUGGAAUUUCUUAUCUUCUUUGCUACAGAACUCUGAUCAGUUAAUUGAACAUCAGUGUAUUUCUGCACCAGUAAUAAUUGGAGUGUGAGAAAAGAGCAGGCCUCCUUGGUAGCAGUCUUAUAGGUCUAGUCUCUAAGAAAUCCCUUAUCCAAUAUUUCUUGCUGUGUUUGAUAGUGAGAGAUCAAUGUCCAUAGCCCCAGGAGCUUCCCUGCUGCUCAUCACAAUGCACUGAUGCAAGGAACUCCAGUUCCAGAAAUAUGCCAAUCAAUAUCUUUGGAUUGUUUAAGAAUGGUUGCAAUGGGUGGUAGACAGAGUUUUAACCCUACUGUGGCUGUUGGGAACAGAUGGUGAACCUUCCUUUCUGAUUACUGGAUCACAGCAAGAAGGACCAAUGGAGAACGGUGGUCAGAAUAUGGUACAGGUUCAACAGAACGGCAACCUCAGUGGCAGUCACUCCCCCAUCAUGACAGGCUCCAUAGAUGACAGUCGAACCAAUCUGAUUGUCAACUAUUUACCACAGACAAUGACACAAGAAGAGAUCAGAUCCUUGUUUUCAAGCAUUGGAGAAGUCGAGAGUUGUAAACUUAUCAGAGACAAAACGACAGGCCAAAGUCUAGGUUAUGGUUUUGUGAAUUACAAGAGUCCGGAUGAUGCUGACAAAGCCAUCAGCACGCUAAAUGGUUUACGGCUACAAAACAAAACAAUAAAGGUGUCAGUAGCUCGGCCAAGCUGUGAAAGUAUUAAAGGGGCUAACUUGUACAUAAGUGGUCUACCAAAGACUAUGACGCAGUUGGAACUUGAAAAUUUGUUUUCUCGGUGUGGUUCCAUAAUAACCUCAAGAAUCCUCUCAGACCCUGUGACAGGCUUAUCAAAAGGGGUUGGUUUUAUCCGGUUUGAUCAACGACAUGAGGCUGAACGUGCAAUCAAGGACCUAAACGGCAAGAUUCCAGAGGGUUCCACAGAGGCCAUCACGGUCAAAUUUGCCAAUUCCCCGAGCAGCACAACCAAGAGCACAAUUCCGCUCACAAUGGCAUCUUACCUAACAGCAUCCCCCACGAGACGAUUCUUGGGUCCAAUACACCACCCAGCUGGACGCUACAGUCUUAACCCAAUUAGGUACUCCCCACUGGAAAGCACUGCCGCCGCCACUGGUUUGAUUACCACGCCCACCAGUGCUCUCAUCUCUGGGAACCCACUCCAACCCACUGGCUGGUGCAUCUUUGUCUACAACUUGGCUCCAGAGACGGAGGAGAACACCUUGUGGCAGUUGUUUGGGCCAUUUGGGGCAGUGCAGAGCGUCAAAGUGAUACGGGACUUUCAGUCACAGAAGUGCAAAGGAUUUGGAUUUGUUACCAUGACAAACUACGAGGAUUCCUUGAUGGCCAUUCAAAGUUUGAACGGAUUUGCACUGGGCAAUCGCAUCUUGCAGGUGUCCUUCAAAACUAACAAAACCAAAAUGAUGUAAGUGGACAGAACUUUAUAUACAUAUGUUAUAUAUAAAUGUAUAUUUCAUUUCUUAUGCUGAGAACAAUCAAAGACAGAGCUUUAGCUGAUGAGAGAGAAGAAUCUCAUUUUGAACAUGUUGAUGACUAGUCAUGUUGUUGACUAUUGACAUUCCCCUUGGGGGGGAGGAUUAUGCCAAAAAGCACUCAAAACUGUUGAUGGAGAUCAGAAUACUGUGCACUGUAUUGAGGAGGACACUGUGGCACUUCAUUUAUCUGCUGAAGGAUUUUAAUCCACACAUGAAAAUUUAAUAUCAACGAGCAUUUUACUUAUGUGUGUAAAAGAUCUUAUUUGUGUUGCAGAAAUUUUAAACGUUCAACAUGAACUCAGUUCUAUAUAAGUGAAGACAGAGUAAUUUAAACUGUAAUUUAUUUGUUCAUGUAAUGUGGACUAAUUUAACUAGAAUCCAAUCUGUGGAUUUUGUAUAUGUUGUACACUUUAUCAAGCAGCAUUAACCCGCUUUCCUUCUUAGACGUGUCUGACUUUUAGACAGUGUUUUACUUGUUGUUCAUGUUGACAGCUGUCUAGAGGCAUUCUACAUUAGUAGAUUAGAAAAUUUCGUCUGUUCCCAGUAUUAUAUACUUAAGUUAUUUCCGACAAGUCGGAAAAAAAUUGUGGAUCGUGGCAAUCUUUUGUUUUCACACCCUACUUAUCAAAGGCAAUUAAAGUUUUAUUUGUCUGUACACUUUUGUUGCUGUGUUUGUUUACUUAUUAUUUUAUACUUAUUUGCAUAUUGUUUCAUUAUUUAUUCUAUUCAUUAUAACAUCAUCAUUUAUUACUGCCUGAUUUUCUUGUUAUAUUUUCUUUUCCUAUUUAUUGAUCCCACAUUGAGUUGAACCACCACACCAGUAUUGACAUACUAACUGCCACCACACUUCUUUGGUUUGCUGCUUCUACCCAGUAAUUGCAGAAUAGUUGACAAUUUUUUUUUUCCUUUUGCUUCCUUUAUUCUCUCUUGAACAUUCGCGUGAGACCAAGUUUAUGUUUGGGUCCAGGACAUGGAAAAGAGCAGAAGAAUGCCUCUGAGUGACAGCAGCAUAAUAACAUUAAGUAGUAUUCAGUAUUUUCAGUUCCAGUGUAGGGAAGUUUUAAAUUUGCAUGUGAUGGAUGGACACAUUUGGGGUUACCAUGGUAAUGAAGUGUUAUUAAAAGAAGCUCUGGGAACCAUCGUUCUCAUUGCCAUGGUAACCCUGUAUUAAAACUCUUGGUAAUUUUUGAGGGAUAGUUUGUUGUACGAUCACCUAUCUCCAAGAAGUGAACCAAGUUUGCCAAACAAACCUUUGGCAAAGUGGACGACUACUUAAUUUUGUAACCAUAGCAACCAAUGAUAUGGCUGCUGAUGUGCUGAAUUGCAGUAUAAGGCAAGAAGGUUUCAAGCAACGAAUAAUUUGUUCUGCAGCAGUAGCAGCGUUUCCUAGUUCUUCCAUUGACAUGCAUAUUAUGGAACAAAUAUGUACGUUGGUAAGGUACAUAUUUCGCACAAGUUGUUGGAACUGUUGAGACUUGUAUAUAUAUUAUAGACAUUAAAAAAACCCAAGAAUGCCAAAUAUGAACUGAUGUGAUGCAAAGCCACUUUUGAUACCAACAUAUGCUGCCCUAUAUACAGUGUUACAUUGUAAAGAUGUUGAUGAGAGAUGUUUAUUUGUUGUUGAACGAAUGUCUGUACGGACUACAUUGGUUGGUCUCCCGUCGUUUUGUGAACUAUGUACCAAAAAAUUAACAUUCCUAUUGUCAUUUACACCCAUUUUAGACAGAUUUAAGUGAAUUGUCAGCUAGUGCAUGCAUUUAGAUACAGUAUUUAUACCUUGCACUCUAAACCAGGAAAUAUGGACAAAGAUAGUAGUGAAGAAUAGUAGAACAUAGAUAAAAUUUCUUAAGCUGUCCAUUACUGCAGAAAGUGGGCAAUUCUUUCCACAUGUGUGAUAGGCAGUUUUGUUCAAGAAUACUCGACUUCAAGUUGAACUGUCUCACCUAGUGAUGCAGUUUCCAUGUUAGUCACCAAGUACACCUGGAAUUGCCAGUAUUUGACAUUUUCUACUGAUAUUGCAGAUUUUAAUACCCAGUGGUUUUACUGGAAUUUUUUGAGAUGCAAGAGAAAAGAAUCUAUGAAUUACACAUGAAUGUUUCUUACACCUGUUGUUAAAACUAAACUGGGUACUAGAAGAGGGCCCAACAUGUUAUUCUAUGAACUAUUUGUGUCUGUUAUAUAAUGGUAUUUUCAGCUUUUAAAGGCUGUACCAUGAUAUUGAUAUAGGUAUACCCACUGUAGUUUAGUCUUCUCAUAUACAAGGCAAAAUCAUGUAAAUGUAUAAAAAGCAUAAUCAAAAUAUUUGAGAGUAAAGAGUUAUUGUAUUGUGUGAAGCUGAAAGGAUAUUCUCACAUUAUCAGGAUCUCAGUAAGUAGAAGGGGCAGUGAGCUUUCUCUGCAGGCUAAACAAAUGUUUCAUCUAGUAUAAUCUCAUUUAACUUCAAUUUCAAUUUUUUUCCUUUGGCCAGCUUGGAUGGUAAAUACUCGAAUUGGAUGAAAGGGGACAAGAAAAAUUGAUUUUGGUGGGGUAAAACUGUGGGGCACAUUUUUGUGUAAUUAUUGUAUGGCGUCAUUUUAGGGAGUUCAUCCUAGUUUUAAACAACAUUGCUUUAUCUUGGCCAGUUGAGUAUCUACCAUUUACACUUUGUAGAACAGUUGAGAAUUAGAAUCUAUGAUGUUUGAAGGCCAAAUUUGCUGAGUUGAAUUUGUUUUCUUUGUUCAGCAUUGUAUUUUAGUGUUAUUAUAUUUGUAGAGUAUUGUAGUUAUUGAUAUUAUUCAUGCUCUUAGCAGUUUUCUUCUCUUUGUUGCAUGAGUGAGUUGUUUUACUCUGAAUUGUUCACACUUUCUUAGCAUUCCAGUUCAAUUCAUUGACAAUUCCUGUUUAUUGUAAGGCUAUGUUUGUUCUUGAUUAGAUGUUAAUUGAAAAUUUUAGCUAUAUCUUGGUUGUAAUUUACAUAGGCAGAGCUACAUGAAAUCUAGGAAAGGUCGGGCAAGGCUAGACAAAGUGAUGGUAUAAGCCAUAUCUUGCCAGUGUUAACUGGCUUCAGGCUGACAAAGCACAGUCCUUUGUGAUCAUUAUCUCUCAGAUAUCAUCCCUUGAUGUUAUUCAGGUAUGCAUAUAGGGUGAUGCCAUAAUAUGACGUUAUUGUAACGAGAAACCCCAAAGUCUUAAUUAAUCAUAUACACAAUAACAUAAUCAGCUGUUUGUUGAUUGUCCUUUCCUAUGUAGUUUGGUUGUAUCGCAAUAUUUGUACUUUUACAUGUCAGACCUAUCAUAGAAUAAAUCUUCUGAAGAUA
Messenger RNA from Lingula anatina, 5811 nucleotides. RefSeq names its product ELAV-like protein 3. The record is from RefSeq and is a predicted model, not a curated record. Gene Ontology annotation, cellular component: ribonucleoprotein complex. Gene Ontology annotation, molecular function: RNA binding. Lineage: Eukaryota; Metazoa; Brachiopoda; Lingulata; Lingulida; Lingulidae.